This is a messenger RNA of Rhopilema esculentum, 1198 nucleotides long. RefSeq names its product metallophosphoesterase MPPED2-like. The record is from RefSeq and is a predicted model, not a curated record. Lineage: Eukaryota; Metazoa; Cnidaria; Scyphozoa; Rhizostomeae; Rhizostomatidae. Gene Ontology annotation, molecular function: hydrolase activity.
AUCAACCCGGGCAACGAAAAGACUUAAUCGCUAAAAUAAAAACAGAUUUUUCUGGUCUUCCAAGCCCCUCCUAAAAUCGCCAAGAAAGUUUUUGCCAACUCAGCAACAGACAACUUGCGGUCGAGGCAAUUACAAGAUGUUUCUAUUUCCGUAUCUAGUCAGACCAGAGAGGAAAUCAUUUGGAUGGUUGUUAGGACGAGCAUAUAAAAGGAAAAUCGCCUAUGAUGCAGUAAGAAUAGCAGCUUCAAAGAUGAAUGUUGAAGUAAACGAUCUAUCCCACGAACCAACUGAAUUGUAUAACAGAAUUUCUGUUAAAAAGGAAUGGAAGAAACACUUCAAAAUAUUAAAGCCGUUAAAGUAUGAGACGAAAAAACAAGCAAAUCAUUUACGAUUUGUUUGCAUCUCAGAUACUCAUAAUAAAACAGAUGAAAUGCAGUUACCGGAAGGGGAUAUUUUGCUACAUGCUGGUGACUUCACUCAAGUAGGCGCCCCUUCUGAGGUGGAACAUUUUAUAUCUUUUCUAGACAGAGUUAGGCCUAGUUUCCAGCAAAUAGUUGUGAUAGCAGGCAAUCACGACCUGACAUUUGACACGGAUAAUUACUCGUCCAUUGAUGUGGCUGCCAUGUUCCACAAGGGCAAAACCUUCGAUCUGAAGGCAAUCAAAUCUUCUCUACAACAGAAAUGCACCUAUCUUGAGGACAAUGGGACUGAAAUUGCAGGAAUCAAAGUUUAUGGCACACCAUGGCAACCAGAAUUUGGUGGGUGGGGUUUCAACCUUAGGAGAGGACCUGACUGCUUAGAGAAAUGGAGGAAAAUUCCAGAUGAUAUUGAAAUUUUGAUAACACAUGAACCACCACUGGGACAUGGUGAUAAGUGCCAGAGUGGAGCAAGAGCUGGAUGUGCAGAACUUCUAUCAACCAUUCAAAGCCGAGUCAAACCAAAGUACCAUAUCUUUGGACACAUUCAUGAAGGAUAUGGGAUUACUACUGAUGGUGUCACAACAUACAUCAAUGCAUCUUCUGUGAAUCUUGGCUAUCGGCAAGUCAACGAUCCAAUCAUAUUUGACAUGCCAAUUAAAUCCAUGUGAUUGACAUGCCCAUGAAAUGUGAUUUAACACAAUAAUAUAUUGUAGCUGUUAAAAUUACGAAUUUUUUAUUAGGUUUCAUUUAACUUCAUUUGCAAAAAUGGUGUAAACGUC